AUGGCCACUGACAGCUGCCAACCUCAACCUGGCCGUAAGAGGAAAACGAAGACAAGUGGUGACAUAAAAAGUAAGGACGGUACACCAGAUGAGUCCCAAGGUCAGGUGGAAAUUGAAAAUCUCACUGCUUCAGGCCACAAGGCUUUACAAAAGGGUGACUGUGCAGAAGCUCUUGACUGCUUCAAGAAGGCGUUCAAGGGUGCCACAAAGCUGAAGAAGACCAAAGUGCAGCAAGCAUGUGCCCUUAACUUAGGCGCCGCUUACGUGGAGGCAGGUAAGCCCCAGAAGGGUCUUGACUUCCUCUCUCGUGCCCAACCUGGUGAAAGGGGUGAGCGGAUGGCGGACCUCCAGUUUAAUCUGGCUGUAGCUCACGAGGCUUUAGAAGAUUAUACAUCGGCAGCAAAACAUUACCUCCAAGCAGCUCAACUCUACCGCUCCCAGGGCGAUGGCUGUAGUGAAGGCGACACUUGUAUGAAACUGGCACGGUGCUACCUCAGAGCAAAGGACUGGGUACAGGCAGUGGAGAGUUUCCAGCGUGCCGGUGACAGCUACAGGGUAGCAGGCAGACUGGACUCUGCUGCAGUGGCCCUGAAAGAGACUGGCACUAACAUGCUCCACUGUGACCGUUUUUCUGCUGAUGAUAUCAUAACCGUGUUCACAGACUGCCUUGAACUGAGCGUCAGUAUCACAGAUAAAGAAAUGCUUGGUAAACUGUAUAACGAUGUAGGCUUGAGCUUCUCCCAGCUAAAGCUUUUCACCGAAGCUGCGGAGUGUUACGAGCAGGCUUUGCCCUUGGUCAGCACCAAACCACACAGGCUGGCUGUGGUCCUGCAGAACUUGGGCGCAGUCCACAACACACUAGGUCAAUACCGGCAAGCCCUGGACUACCACAGAGAGGCUGCUAGUUUGCAUGGAUCGCUGGGAAGCCGCCGAGCUCAAGGCCGCUGUUUCAGUAACCUUGGUUACGCUCUCAGUCAGCUGGGUGAACUGGAAGAAGCAGGAGAGAGCUACCUUCAUGCCCAGCAGGCCUUCAAAGACACAGAUGACCACAUGGGUCAUUGGCAGGUAUGUGAGGGUUUGGGGGAGAUCAGAUUACAACUGAGGGACCCAGACAAGGCCACAUUCUACUUUAAACAAGCUCUGGCACUGUUGUCCAAGUGCAAGGAUUCUCCUGUCUCAGCUCAAGAACGACUUGUAAGUAAGCUGAGUGAGGCUCUGCAGUACAAGCUGUCCCUUCAUCAGGUAAAGCUUCGCCGUAACCUUUCACCUCUCAUUCCUAAAUCCGCUCUACAGAGAAGUCCCAUUCGACAUCGAAUGACUCAGGAGCGGCAUCCCCAGAGACAGCAAUUACGACUGGUAGAUAUGAAAAGUUCUGAGAACCAGUUUGGUCAGCAGCCCAGGAAAGAACUUUUGAACGGCCACGUGAGGGAGGAUGCCUCCCAAGAAAGGGGUGAGGAGCAAAGAGAAUUUCCAGGGACAUAUAGACAAAACAACCCCCACCCUGAUCAAGUGAUGUCAUCAGCUCAGAUGAUGUCAGACUCAUGUCCAAAAGGACCGCACUUAGAGCAUCCAGACUAUCUGUCUGUGCUUCCUGAAGCCAACAGGAACUUGAAUAAUACCUAUGAAAAACCUGACAUGCAUUACCAAAGUCCCCAUGACUCCUCAGGAAUCCCUCAGGAAGAUAACCGUCUGCCUGAGAUGAUAACAGAGAAGACAAUGGAGAUGAACAGGUGA
This is a messenger RNA of Chanos chanos (milkfish), 1734 nucleotides long. RefSeq names its product tetratricopeptide repeat domain 24 (gene ttc24). The record is from RefSeq and is a predicted model, not a curated record. Gene Ontology annotation, molecular function: protein binding. NCBI's taxonomy places the organism in Eukaryota, Metazoa, Chordata, Actinopteri, Gonorynchiformes, Chanidae. The coding region runs from base 1 to 1734 and encodes 577 amino acids. The transcript is spliced from 12 exons.